AUACCCUCACAUCUUCACAGUCAGCUCUUUCAUACCAUCACAUCUUCACAGUCAGCUUUCAUACCCUCACAUCUUCACAGUCAGCUUUCAUACCCUCACAUCUUCACAGUCAUCUCUUUCAUACCCUCACAUCUUCACAGUCAUCUCUUUCAUACCCUCACAUCUUCACAGUCAGCUUUCAUACCCUCACAUCUUCACAGUCAUCUCUUUCAUACCCUCACAUCUUCACAGUCAUCUCUUUCAUACCCUCACAUCUUCACAGUCAUCUCUUUCAUACCCUCACAUCUUCACAGUCAGCUCUUUCAUACCCUCACAUCUUCACAGUCAUCUCUUUCAUACCCUCACAUCUUUACAGUCAUCUCUUUCAUACCCUCACAUCUUCACAGUCAGCUCUUUCAUACCCUCACAUCUUCACAGUCAGCUCUUUCAUACCCUCACAUCUUCACAGUCAUCUCUUUCAUACCCUCACAUCUUCACAGUCAUCUCUUUCAUACCCUCACAUCUUCACAGUCAUCUCUUUCAUACCCUCACAUCUUCACAGUCAUUUCUUUCAUACCCUCACAUCUUCACAGUCAGCUCUUUCGUGUGA
This is a messenger RNA of Candidula unifasciata, 589 nucleotides long. NCBI's taxonomy places the organism in Eukaryota, Metazoa, Mollusca, Gastropoda, Stylommatophora, Geomitridae. The record is from the annotation of a GenBank genome assembly.